GAUUAGCACACAAAUCCUCAUCUCAACGCUCAGAUCUACCUAUUCCUUUGCCUCAAGAUCAGCUCAUCGACUUCCCUUACAAGGGUUCUUCUUCUCCACUUCUCCACUUCUCCACAACGGCGGCGAACGAGAGAGAGAGAGAGAGAGAGAGAGAGAGAGAGAGAGAGAGAGAGAUGGGGAAAGCGGCGAAGGGAUCGAGAAAGGGGAAGAAGCCAUGGAGGACGAACAUUAGCACCGCUGACAUCGAGGACUACGUCGAUAACACCACAAAGGAGGCACUCGCUAGUGUCUCCACACCUCCGCAAUCCAUCUUCUUCGAGAACAAAUAUGAUGAUAAAUGAGUUUGUUCAGCCUGUUCCAUCUUCUAUGCUGAGGACACCAUCGAAAAGGAAGAAAGAGAAAGCCUGCGAGGAUAAAUCUCGAGCCCUGGUUACUUCUAAGGUCGACGAUGGUCUCGAUUAUGGAAAUCUUGACUUAUGGAGUGAAAAAGAUGAAAUCAAUGGGAAGAUCAAAAAGAAUAUGGCAUCUCAUAUUCUAGCUAUUGAAGUUGAGCCACCUGGAUGUUCCUUCAAUCCUCCAUUUGAAGCUCAUCAAGAUUCAUUGGCUCAAGCAGUUGUAGUUAAGAUUCAAAAGAUCUACAAGAGGAAAUUACAACCUGAGCUAGUGUCACUUAUUGUUACUGAUGAAGUACUUGACAAGGAAGUUGUGAGUAAUCUCAUGCCGUAACUAGCUAUUUUGCUUUGGUUUUUGUUUGAUCAUUGUAGCAAAAUUAAGAAGCAAGUGUGGGCUUCUCUUUAUUGUAACAGUUGUUAUAGUUCCUUGCUUAUGCUAAUGGUCAGUGAAUUGACUUUUA
Messenger RNA from Dioscorea cayenensis subsp. rotundata (Guinea yam), 853 nucleotides. RefSeq names its product ribosome biogenesis protein NOP53-like. The record is from RefSeq and is a predicted model, not a curated record. Lineage: Eukaryota; Viridiplantae; Streptophyta; Magnoliopsida; Dioscoreales; Dioscoreaceae. Gene Ontology annotation, molecular function: 5S rRNA binding. Gene Ontology annotation, biological process: ribosomal large subunit assembly; rRNA processing. Bases 328 to 726 code for a protein of 132 amino acids. The transcript is spliced from 6 exons. Gene Ontology annotation, cellular component: nucleolus.